AUGGGCCUGGGGCAACUCAGAGCAACCAUAAAAGGCAGCCCAACUUCAUGCUCUCUCAUCCACUUCUCCUGCCUCCUUCUCCUUGGGACCCAGGUGCAUCUGCAGCCUCAAGACAUGUCCUGCAACACCCAGUGCCGUCCCUGCCAGCCCUGUGGCCCCACCCCACUGGGCAGCAGCUGCAAUGAGUGCUGUGUCAGGCAGUGCCAGGACUCCACCGUGGCCAUCCAGCCCUCGCCCGUGGUGGUGACCCUGCCUGGCCCCAUCCUCAGCUCCUUCCCACAGAACACCGUGGUGGGUUCCUCCACCUCCGCUGCUGUUGGCAACAUCCUCAGCUGUGAUGGAGUGCCCAUCAACUCUGGGGGCUUUGACCUCUCCUGCAUCACCAACCGCUAUGGUGGCAACAGAUGUCGUCCCUGCUAA
Poecile atricapillus (Black-capped chickadee) is the source of this 420-nucleotide messenger RNA. RefSeq names its product feather keratin Cos1-2-like. The record is from RefSeq and is a predicted model, not a curated record. The transcript has 2 exons. Gene Ontology annotation, cellular component: intermediate filament. The coding region runs from base 1 to 420 and encodes 139 amino acids. NCBI's taxonomy places the organism in Eukaryota, Metazoa, Chordata, Aves, Passeriformes, Paridae. Gene Ontology annotation, molecular function: structural constituent of cytoskeleton.